ACUUUUAAUUAUUAUAUUUUAAUACAUGAUAUUAAAUUUCUCAUCUGCUGUUGUGGUAUUAUCUUUCACCAUCAGCAGUUUUUUCAUGCUUCCCUUCCUCUUUUGCGAUGUCAAACAGAUCCGCUUUGUCAUGCACCACCAGACUUUACUCGGCGAAUAGAAUUGUGUUUCUGUGACUGUAUUUUUUUUUCUUCUUGAGUUAGAUGGUAGGCUAAAGAAGUGAUCUGAAAGAGUAUGAAGACGCUGGAACAACAGACGCUACUACCUUUAGCACGGAUUCAACAGACAAACUAUUACACAGCUUCGCUUCUUCUUGUAUUUCUCAUUACAAGAUGUCGAUACGAAAAGUCUUACACAAUGUCGUACGGUUGUCAUCCACAAGAGCAAGUUUUAGAACUAGUACUGCAAACGCUGAUAUCAUUCAGCAACAAAAUUCUUCAGAGUAUUCACUUGAUGGAGAGAAGAUUGAGUGUAGACUCAAAUUCAAUAAAACAGGUGACAGAACAGAAGAAGAACUGGCGAUGAUUGUCGAAAGCGCUCGCGCGAAAUCUUUUGACGACAGUUUGAAGAAUGUUGCUUCUGUUAAAUUCGAGGCAACUUGAAUUUGUGCACCCGCUAAAUAAGUUUUGUGUAUAUUCUACGACUAAUUAUAUUUUGUAAAUAUGUCCUAUUGCUCGACUAGCGCCUUGUUUUGGUUUACUACACGUCGUGGCACCAAAAAGCGAAGAGAGGCAAUGGGUACAAGUUUAACCAAACUUGCGAUUACAGCUAUGCGUUUACUAAACUGUAAUCUCGACUUGUCCCAACAGUUUACCUUCUGUCCACACCCGUAGAAACUCCGUGGAGGAAUUAUCUUAUUCACAUGUCACGUGACUUCUUAAGGCAAAGUUUAUAAGUUGGGGAUGAUGGUUGUUGAUUUUUUUAUUUAGGCUUAUUUUUGUACAUAUUUUGUUUUAUAGAAAGAUUGUCACAUUUGGUUGUUUUA
Molecule: messenger RNA, 985 nt
Organism: Hydractinia symbiolongicarpus
Lineage: Eukaryota; Metazoa; Cnidaria; Hydrozoa; Anthoathecata; Hydractiniidae
Exons: 4
Coding region: 333-602 (89 amino acids)
Source: RefSeq, a predicted model, not a curated record